UAUUCCUCGUCGAAUUGCUUAUUGAGUUUGUGAGACAAGUAUAAUUUAGUGUCCAUCAAAAUAAAUGUGCAACAAUAUGAGAUUAACUGUUCUGAAUUCUUACAACCUUUUAGUUUUAUGUGCGGUCAUAUUUCAACAAACAAAUGCAGGACUACCAGUUCGAAAGAAAAACCGUUGUCAGUUAACAAUAUAUAAAGAAUCUGAUAUAGUCUUCUCUCAACGACAAAAUUUAUUAAGUAGCAAUUUUUGGCAAAAUGAUGACUGGGUGAUAAAAGAAUCAAGCAGCUUAUUAACCAGGCCCCAUUUUGAAGCGCAUUUUAAAGACUUCAAAACAAAGAAGCAAAAUGAAUUCGUGGUGAACUUUCCGACUUCUUACAGUUUUGCGGUAAAGGGAACAAGUGAGAUAAAUUUUUUCGCAGUCGUAGGAAACAACAAAACUCUUUUUCCCUGUGAAAUAAGCGAAGCAGAAAUCUGGACCAUAAUUACUAUUUUCAUAAAGGAUAACAACUUGUUUUUUUAUAAAAAUUAUGAAACAUUAUUGCACAAGUUGCCUCUGGUUCCAAAAGAAUUAAUGAUAGAACCUUCAACACCAGCAAACUUUAAAAUCUACGAAUAUGAGUUUAGAGAAGCCACUAGAACUACUAAGAAACACAACACAUUGAAAAUUCCAGGUUCCAAAGAGGUCUAUUUAAUUAUCUCUGUCUCUUUGUGCAACACCUGCGUUCUGGUUGCAACAUAUAAUUAUGAUAACUGUUUAAUUGUUUCAUCAAACAGCAAUAAUAAUGAAAGGUGGGAAAGAUAUAAACUAAAAAUAAAUCCUAAAAUUUCCAACCAGGUGAAGUUUAGUCGAAUCCAAAAUCCCCCACUUAAAAAUGGAUACUGGAGAUUAUACUUAACACUAACAGAUUACUCAGGAAAAGCAGACGAUGUAGUUACAGAUGUAACAAAACCUGAUAGUUUUACAAGGCGUCCAAUAUCUACAUUGUCUCCAUCCUUUCGAGACACAAUAACGUUUUCCAACAUAUCACCUCCAACGUCAGAUGAUUCAACGAAAGCUUAUUUUGUGUUAUCUAAAAAUGAUCUUAUACACUCAACAAAUCCAAUCACUGCUUACGCUUUAAUUUUAUUUGAAGAUCACUUUGACAUACAGGGUAAAAAUGGUUCGUGGGGAUCUUGGGAUGGAACUAAUAAAACUUGGCCUUCUAUACCGAAAAAUUCUUUACAGCUUACACCCAAUUUUUGGAAUCCGUUCACAAAUGAAGUACAGACCUGCAAUUUCAUAAUUGGAGCUGCCAACAAUUGUUGUAAACAACAUUGUUAUAAUGAACCUUUAAAACCUAAUACUAAAUAUUGGUUAACGGUUAGAGCUCUAACGAAUCAAGCAUAUAAUGAUAGCGCUCCACUCUCUUUUCACACAGAGAAAAUUAUAACUGAAACAACGCCAGUAUCUACAACAAUUUUGCCAAAAACAAGCCAGUCUAAUAAUUUUACUUCGCCAACAGGUCAAACAUCUGCAUUGUAUCCAUUGCUUGGUAACACAAUAACGUUUCGAAAAAUAUCGCCCCCGACGUCAAAUGAUUCAACGAAAGCUUAUUUUGUGUUAUCUAAAAAUGAUCUUGUAAACUCAACAGAUGAAAUCAUUGCUUAUGCUUUAUUUUUAUUGGAAGAGCAAUUCGACAUACAAAGUAAAAAUAGAUCUUGGAAUAGAACUCUUAAUAACUGGCCUUCCACACCGAAAAAUUCUUUACAGCUUACACCCAAUUUUUGGAAUCCGUUCUCAGAAGACAAACACAUCUGCAAUUUUAUAAUUGGGGCUAGCAGUAGUUGUUGUAGGUUACAUUGUUAUAAUACACCUUUAAAACCUAAUACUAAAUAUUGGUUAAUGGUGAGAGCCCUGACGAAUCAAGCUUAUAAUGACAGCUCCCUGUUAUUUUUUCAAACAGCUUCCGAGGAUAGCUACCAUUACAAUACUUAUUACAUUUCACUAGGAGUACUAAUUCUUGUUAUUUUGGUAACGGUUGUCCUAGUAUACAUAAUAUACAAAAUAAGAAGACGAAAUAAUCAAGCAACUCUUAUCCAAGAAGAAGAGAUGACGCUAAUCGUGAAUCAGAAACCUCUUGAAACAACAGUCAUCGACUUCAACAGUCUUCAAAAUCAUUGUUCGCAACCUACAUUCAUUACAACUUUAAAAAUCCAGUUCAAUUCCAUUUCAGAUCCUGUGCCCCAUAGUUUUUGUAAAAUUGGUUUGCAGCCUAAGAAUAUUAACAAGAACAGAGAUCGAAACCGAAUUAUACCAUACGAUACCAACAGAGUCGUCCUUAAGCCAAUGGAAGGUGUAGGAACAGAGGACUAUAUAAAUGCUAGCUACGUUGAUGGCUACAAUCGUACAAAAGCUUACAUCGCCUGCCAGUCACCCAAAUUCUCCACCAUCAAAGACUUUUGGAGGAUGAUAUGGCAAGAAAAUGUUAGUGUUAUAAUAAUGGCUUCAAAUUUUAUUGAACGUAAAAAGCGAAUGUGUGCAGAAUAUUGGCCUGAAAACGAUUCAGAGGUGCAAGAAUAUGGUGAAAUCAUAAUAAAAUUGCUUAACGAAACCACUUUUGAACUAUAUGCUUGCCAAGAGCUUGAAAUAGCUUACGGUGACGAGAGCAAAAAUAUACACCAUAUUCAUUUCAAGUGGAGUUUUGACGAUUCCAAUAUAUUUUAUCCGAAUGACGUUUUACCAGUUGUCAAACUUAUAAGACAACGGUAUGCAAAUCCACCUGGACCGAUUGUCUUUCACUCAGGUUAUGGUACAGGUCGAGUGGGAAUUUUAAUUUUAUGCGAUUUAGCACUACAGAUGAUCAGCAAAGAGAAUACAGUUGAUUUUUUAAGCUUAACAAGAACACUUAGACAUCAACGGGCGUUUAUGAUCACCAACGUGGAGCACUACAUUUUUUCACACUUACUUAUCAACGAAUACUCUUUGGAACAUUCAAGUCCCUUUCAAUAUUCCAUUGGACAAAAUAUAAAACAUGACGAUAUAAAACAACAGUUUAAGUAUUUAGACACUCUGCGUCAGUACGAUAUUAUUUUUCAAGAAGCUAGUCUUCAGUACUGCAUUCCUCGACAUCCUUUUGAAAGUGUGACAGUUGCACGAUAUGGGCAGAGGAGAAAAUAUUUAAUUUCUCGGGAACCAAAAGAGGAACAACUCAUAGAUUUCUGGAAAAUGGUGGCAAGGAAAUCGAUUGGUUGGGUUUUGUUCCUAAACAAGAGAUUUCCCUUGACGACCCGCGUAACUGGAUCUACAGAAGUGGUAAACAUUACCCGGAAACAAGUUGUGAACACAGCCUACGGCCUGAUGACCGAAGCAUCUUUACUGAUAUAUAAUAAAAUGUCGAAAGAGAAGAUCCACGACCACAAAUUAUACAUCUUUCAAUUUAACAACUGGAAAGAGAAUCAGCUGGUCCCGAAUUCAGUAUGUACCUUUAUUUCUGUGAUAAACUAUAUUCAUAGCAAAACAGCCAAGGAAAGAUUAGUUUUAGUUUCUUGCAGCGAUGGAUUUACAGCUUGUGGCUUAUUUGUUGUUUUCUCAUACAUCGUAGAAAAGUAUGAAAAUGAAGUAGAAAUUGAUGUGUGUAAUGCCAUACGACUUGCACGAAGAAGUGGAAGAUCGUUCGUUAAUAGAACGAAACAACUAACAUUUAUAUACAAAUGCAUCAGGGAUUAUAUCGAAAACUAUGAUAAAUACCAACAAAUUAUAAGUAGUAAAUGAUAUAAAAAAAAUAAAUAAAAAUAUUAAACAGUG
Messenger RNA from Zophobas morio, 3784 nucleotides. Its product is annotated as receptor-type tyrosine-protein phosphatase F-like. Gene Ontology annotation, molecular function: protein tyrosine phosphatase activity. Bases 65 to 3751 code for a protein of 1228 amino acids. NCBI's taxonomy places the organism in Eukaryota, Metazoa, Arthropoda, Insecta, Coleoptera, Tenebrionidae. Gene Ontology annotation, biological process: protein dephosphorylation. The record is from RefSeq and is a predicted model, not a curated record. The transcript is spliced from 21 exons.